AUGGCAACGAGGCAUCACCAUCAAGUCCCGGCACCCCAGCAGCAGAGAGGUACGUACAUCGGAUUCUUGAAUACCUUCCCUUCCUCGGUGAUCUUCCUCUUCCUCUUCCUGGAUUCCUUCUUGGGCGAUUUUCUGAACAGAUUCUCUUCACAAGUUAGUGUGAGUAAAUGCUAUUUUCCUGAAACUUUUAGGUGGCGGCGGAGGAGGAGGAAUGAAGCAGCAGAAGGCCGCCGAGGGGAACAACCGGCGCGCGCUGGGAGACAUCGGCAACCUGGUUCACGCCAAUCCCCGACCUGCAGAAGGGUAUUAUGCUAAACCUAACCUGUUCAGGUUUUCUUCACCAUCUCUGAUCGUUUCUUCUCCCUCCGUAUCUUGACAAAUGAUUUCCCAUUCUCCAGGAAGCCGCCGCCUCAGAUCUCCCGCCCCGUGACAAGGAGCUUCGGAGCCCAACUCCUCCGCACUACCCAAACAGGCGUGGAUCCUUCCGCCGCAGCCGCCAAGGUGAGGAUAUUCCACCGGGUCAUGCCCAGUUGACUUUAACUUCCCCCCGAGUCUGAUCCCAGUUGACUGCAGAAACAUGUGAAACUGGAUGCCGCCGGCGCCGGGAGGGGUGUUGCAAGGCCUGCGAAACCGAGGGCUGCUGCCGCGAAGCCGAAGCCCGAGACGGUGAUAGAGAUUAGUCCUGAUACCGGCAAGAAGAAGGGUUCGACCCAUUCGAAGAAGAAAGUGCACACUCUCACCUCAGUUCUCACUGCUAGAAGCAAGGUGUGAAGAUGGCGUACUCUUCAUCUCGUUCCACUAUUUUCCUUCAUCUUCUCUUCCUCUUCUCAUAUCUUUUGGGUCUUCCUCCUGUGGCAGGCUGCUUGUGGAAUAUCUGAAAAGCCUACGGAGCCUGCUCAUGACAUUGAUGCCGCAGAUCUCGGUGAUCAGCUUGCGGUCGCCGAUUAUGUCGAGGAUAUCUACAAGUUUUACAAGAUCUCCGAGGUGAGCAAGCCUUCUUCUUCCUCUGUUUGAUUUGAUCUCUUGCUGUCACAAGUCUGUUUGUGACUCACUUUUCUGGUCCGAUUCGCAGAACUGCCGUCGUCCUGGAGACUACAUGGAUUCACAAACCGAGAUCAACACGAAGAUGAGGGCGAUCCUCGCCGACUGGCUGAUCGAAGUGCAUGAGCGAUUUGAGCUCAUGCCGGAGACUCUCUACCUCGCUUUCUACAUCAUCGAUCGGUACCUCUCCGUUGAGACGGUCCUCAGGAGGGAGCUUCAGCUCGUCGGCGUCACGGCCAUGCUCAUCGCCUGCAAAUACGAAGAAAUCUGGGCUCCAGAGGUUAGCCUGGUUUCACAGAAAUAAAAUCCCCUUCAAUUAUGGCAUCGCGCAUCUAAAGGAUGAUGAAUCUGGUAUGGCAGGUCAACGACUUCAUCUGCAUAUCAGACAGGGCGUAUAGCAGAGAUCAAAUCCUGGCGAAGGAGAAGGGGAUACUGGAUAAGCUCGAGUGGAAUCUGACCGUCCCCACCCCGUAUGUAUUCCUCGUCCGUUUCCUGAAGGCCGCCAUAUCCGACCAAGAGGUAAAUUAACUAACUAUCCUAGUUUACCCUAAAAAGUCCUCCGAUGCGAUCGCCUCCCUCCUCUGAACUGGCUCCUCUUCCAGCUGGAGCACAUGGUCUUCUUCUUCGCGGAAUUAGGUCUGAUGCAGUACUCGAUAGUCUCCUACUGUCCAUCCAUGGUUGCCGCCUCCGCCGUCUACGCCGCGCGGUGCACCCUCAACAGGAAUCCCCUCUGGAACGAGACGCUCGAGCGGCACACCGGCUUCUCCGAACAACAGCUCAUGUACGGACACACACCACACCACCAAUCCUCUCCGAACGGCAUGAUCUGUUCACACCUAAUUCAAUUUUUGCUGUGGUCCAGGGAUUGCGCGAAGCUCCUGGUCGGAUUCCACUCGUCGGCGACGGAGAGCAAACUGAAGGUGGUAUACAAGAAAUAUUCCAGCCCUGAGUUCUGCUCCGUCGCGCUGCAUCGUCCAGCCUCGCGACUGCUCGAGGAAUCCAAGGGGGAGGAGGAGACUCCAUCGUCCACUUGA
Messenger RNA from Spirodela intermedia, 2075 nucleotides. The record is from the annotation of a GenBank genome assembly. NCBI's taxonomy places the organism in Eukaryota, Viridiplantae, Streptophyta, Magnoliopsida, Alismatales, Araceae.